Molecule: messenger RNA, 1593 nt
Organism: Diachasma alloeum
Lineage: Eukaryota; Metazoa; Arthropoda; Insecta; Hymenoptera; Braconidae
Gene: Kyat
Product: kynurenine--oxoglutarate transaminase 3
Exons: 6
Coding region: 148-1500 (450 amino acids)
Biological process (GO): biosynthetic process
Cellular component (GO): mitochondrion; cytoplasm
Molecular function (GO): pyridoxal phosphate binding; L-kynurenine:2-oxoglutarate transaminase activity
Source: RefSeq, a predicted model, not a curated record
AAGUGACUUCAGUAAGUAAAGGAGGAAUUUCCUCAGUCAGCUGUUGAUACCGUCAUUCACUCUGAAAUGAGGAAAUUCUCCAGAAAUUCACUCGCAUGAGCUGAAUUCAGUGAAACAAGUUGUUAUUUUGUUCGUGGCCCCUUGCAGAUGAUUGCUGCUGGUAAAGUGUUGAGACACGCAAUUGGACUUGAGUUGUUGAAUAGUCAGGGUAAGAGAGUUUACAGUGUUUCAAGUGUCAUGUCGAAAUUUGAUUUGCCGAGUCGUUACAAAGAUGAGAAAUCUGUCUGGGUGGAAUAUAUUGGGCUGGCUGCGAAAUACAAACCCCUCAAUCUGGGCCAGGGAUUUCCAGAUUUCCAUGCACCAGAGCACGUAACAACAGCCCUAGCAAAAAUAGCUACCAAUGAAAAUCCUCUCUUGAACCAAUACACUCGUGGAUUUGGACAUCCGAGAUUAGUCAACGCCCUAGCAAAAUUGUAUUCAAAAAUGUUGAAUCGUGAUAUCGAUCCGAAUAAUGAAAUUCUGGUGACAUCUGGUGCAUACGAGGCUCUCUUCGUCGCUCUCCAGGGCCAUACGAGCCCUGGAGACGAGUGGAUAAUCAUUGAACCCUUCUUCGAUUGCUAUGUACCGAUGGUGGAGUCCGCUGGAGGGGUUCCAAGAUUUAUUCCAUUAAAACCAACAAAAUCCACAGGAAUGACAAGUUCAGCCGACUGGGUAUUUGAUAAAAAAGAAAUGGAGAGCCUCUUCAAUAAAAAAACUAAAGGAAUAAUCGUGAAUACCCCUCACAAUCCAGUGGGAAAAGUAUUCACACUAGACGAGCUUAAAUUCAUUGCUGAUCUAGCAAAGAAAUGGAACACUCUAGUCGUGUCGGAUGAAGUUUAUGAGUGGAUGGUAUAUGAGCCAGUCCAGCAUAUCAGAAUUGCGACACUUCCUGAUAUGUACGAGCGUACUAUUACCAUUGGCUCAGCCGGGAAGACCUUUAGUGUCACUGGGUGGAAAAUUGGAUGGGCCUAUGGACCGGCCAAUUUGUUGAAUAAUCUCAACAUUGUUCAUCAAAAUUGUGUCUACACCUGUCCUACACCUCUUCAGGAAGCUGUGGCGAUGGGUUUUGAGGAAGAAUUGAAACGAUAUGGACAGCCAGAUUGCUACUUUGAGAGCCUCGCGAGGGAACUAUUACCCAAGCGUGAUUACAUGGCCAAGUUUCUCUCGGACGUUGGUAUGUCACCGACAGUACCCGAAGGUGGUUACUUCAUGGUUGCUAAUUGGAAGUCAUUAGAGGAUUAUGUCAGACUCGAUCAGGAGCAGGAUAAAUACAAGGAUUACAGGUUUACAAAAUGGAUGACGAAGAACGUUGGGGUUCAGGGAAUUCCACCCUCUGCGUUUUACAGUGAGGGACACAAGCACUUGGCUGAGGAGAAUGUACGGUACUGCUUCAUCAAGAAGGACGAGAACCUCCAGAGGGCUGCGGAGAUCUUGAAGAAGUGGAAGACAAAACAAGGAUAAUUCAUUCCAAAUGAGGAUAAUUCAUUCAUUUUAUUAUUCUUUAUUGUCAUGUAUUUUUGCACAUUGUUAUUAAAAUGUUGAUUAAUGAGAGAA